UCCGGGAAGAAUAUGAAAUAAUCUAUCCAUAAUUGGGGACUGCUGCUGACAUUCGUUACGGGAAAAUUUGCGUAAUUUUUUACUUACAAAUUUCUCUUUUUAAACUUUGAGUUGCAACGAUUCAUACAAAACGACAGAUGCUCUUCAUUUCAACAUUAUUUUUGUCAUCACUUUUCAAAUAAAGCCGAAGAAGACUGAAUUUCAGAAGCCCUUUGGACUAAUUAUAUAUUCAAACCGAGGUCACGCAUGAAAAAUCACGCCAACUCGCCCAGAUAAAUCACAAAGGAAAAUUAUUAUAUCGAGUGACCUGCGGGUAGACUGUCGUUUACCUGAGCCACAGCUUAAAAGUAGUUUCCUCUGUAUGAACACGAAUAAUAGCCCUAGAAUCAAUCACCCAAGGUCUGCGAUUGACCUCCACUGUUUGUCAAUGGAGUUGUGCAUCGUACAGCAUCACACAACAUAAAGUAUAACAAAAUUUAGACCAAGAAAUAUUUACCACCGUGCACCAGUUGGAACUCUGGUUGGAAUUAAGAAGUAUCUCAAGCUGAUGGGGCAAAACUGCCAAGAUGAAUGCCGAUGAUGUGCAACUUCACGAGUCCUACGAGUAUGAAGGGGUUUGCCUACCGAAUGAUGUACUUAGAUCAACCAUGGAUGAUCUGAAAACGUUUCAUGUCAGACAAGAUGACGUCUUCGUGGAUAGUUUCCCUAAAUCAGGUACUACGUGGACCCUAGAGAUUGCCUCUGCUGUUUUACAUGACGGCGACAUAGAUGCGUUGAACACAACCCAUAAUUUCGAGAGGGGUCCAUUCUUGGAGAUGACUGUUGGAGGACAUCAAAACAGAGAUCUCCCAAGAACACACAAGAUGUUAGCAGAAGCUCCAAUGAGUUCCCCUCGGUUGAUUAAGUCACAUCUUCCGGUUCAACUCCUGCCUCCUCAAGUGUGGAAGAAGAAGGUCAAGGUUAUCUAUGUCAUCAGGAAUCCAAAGGAUGUUGUUGUCUCAUACUUUCACCAUUAUAGAUUGUUUGCGCCUCGCGAUAAUCUACAAUUCGACGACCACUUCGAGAUGUUCAUGGAGGGUACAAAUCAUUACGGCAAAUGGUGGGAUCACGACAUAAAGUUCUAUCAGAGACGACACCUAGAUCACAUUUUAUUUCUACGGUUCGAAGAAAUGAAGAAUGAUCUUCGCGGGACGGUGAAACAAAUCAGCGAGUUUCUUGGGAAAUCCUUCUCCGAUGAAAUCCUAGACGCCAUCACCGAUCACUGCACCUUCGAGAACAUGAAGAAGAACCCCAUGGCAAAUCCAGAUACAAUGAUUAAGGAGUUUCUCGGCAAAGAUAUCCCCGACGGGCAAUCCUUCAUGAGAAAGGGUAUUGUUGGUGGCUGGAAGACAAGCCUAUCUAAAGCUCAAAGUAAAGCCCUGGGUGAUGUGUGCAGAGAGAAGCUUAAAGGAACUGGACUGUCGUUCGAUGACAUUUAAGUGACAGAGAAAUAUUUUUACGAGAAAUAUCUUUAAAACUAUUACAGAUCUUUUCGGGCUUUUAAAAUAUCAGGAAAAAUUGAUACGUAGCAUAAAAAAAAUGGUACAAAACGUCUAAAUUAGGAGCAAAAGACAACGAUGACAUUUCAUGUUAAUCAAUCGGUGAACAGAACUUCAGAUAUUGCAAUGAAAAUAUUAAAUAAAGAAACAACUUUAAAGGUACCUCAAUGUUAUUGUUUCUCAUGAUUUCUUAAGCAUCCCCGGGUAGCGAGUCCAUAAUGGGGCCGUAUUACAAAAUAAUCGAUACUGCGGGAAUCGGUACCGAAAGAAUCGAUACCGAACCAGCAUACUUUUAAGUAAAAAGCAUCACCCUGGUUCGGAAGAGUUUCCCAUUACAUCUAUAUAUUUUUCAUAAUUCAGCAUUGUAAAAUUCCUCAAGAAUAAAUAAUAAUAAUAUUAAUAAUUUA
Messenger RNA from Asterias rubens (European starfish), 1945 nucleotides. RefSeq names its product sulfotransferase 1A1-like. The coding region runs from base 567 to 1478 and encodes 303 amino acids. Gene Ontology annotation, biological process: sulfation. The record is from RefSeq and is a predicted model, not a curated record. Gene Ontology annotation, cellular component: cytoplasm. Gene Ontology annotation, molecular function: sulfotransferase activity. NCBI's taxonomy places the organism in Eukaryota, Metazoa, Echinodermata, Asteroidea, Forcipulatida, Asteriidae. The transcript is spliced from 7 exons.